Molecule: messenger RNA, 753 nt
Organism: Plenodomus lingam JN3
Lineage: Eukaryota; Fungi; Ascomycota; Dothideomycetes; Pleosporales; Leptosphaeriaceae
Biological process (GO): siroheme biosynthetic process
Molecular function (GO): protoporphyrin ferrochelatase activity; precorrin-2 dehydrogenase activity
Source: RefSeq, a predicted model, not a curated record
AUGGCCGCGCCAAAGAGUCCAUACCCGGAGAUCCAGGGAGGAGGUUCGCUGAUCCUCGCAUGGCAGAUCAGGAACAAACGCGUCUUGGUCGUCGGCGGCGGAGAAGUCGCCGCCGGUCGCAUCGUGAAUGUCCUCAACGCCGACGCCAAAAUCACCCUCGUCUCCCCGCGCGAAGGCCUCAACGAGGAAGUCGCCUAUCGCAUCGAACAAAAACAAAUAGACUAUGUCGACCGCAAGUUCGAGCCAUCCGACCUCGACGGCGUCGACAUGGUCUUGACCGCAGUCGACGACCCGGAAGCCUCGUCGCAAAUAUACAAAUUGUGCAGGGAACGACGAAUAGCCGCCAACAUUGCAGAUGUCCCGCCAGAGUGCGACUUUUAUUUCGGCAGUGUCCACCGUGAUGGGCCCCUACAGAUCAUGGUCAGCACCAAUGGGAAUGGGCCGAAGCUGGCCAACAUUGUGAGGAGGCAGAUUGCCGCUGGUCUGCCCUAUAACAUAGGCGCAGCUGUGCAAAGAGUGGGCAUGUUACGAAAGAAGCUGCGCAAGGUGGCCCCCUUGAUCGAGGAAGGCCCAAAGCGCAUGCAAUGGAUGUCCAAAGUCUGCGAACAGUACACCCUCAACGACUUGUGUGCAUUGACAGAAGAAGACAUGGAGAUGCUGCUCGGCUUCUACAAGCCCAACCUGGUGCCUUCUCUGGAAUUGGUUCGGCUACAGGAACCAGACGGCGCAUAUGAUGGCCCGUUUCUGAUCUAG